CAGCGCGGACGCACGUCGUUAAUAAUACACGGAGAGGUGAAACGACCCACCGAUAUCGUUAAAUUUGCAUGACCGUCCCUCCCUGCUCGGGCACGCACACGAGCUCCUGUAUCAACCCUGCGUACUUUUGAAACACCGCACGUUUUAUGUGCACCUCUCACGCGACGUAGGGCGUCUGCUUUCCCCGUGCACAAAGUCAUUGUCAUGUUUUCACGCGAGCCCGUAUCGGCCCGGUGCACGGGGUUACCAAGGCUCCCGCGAAGAGAACAGAUGCGUGUUUAGUGCGAGACUAAAUGUCCACGUAGAUCAACAGAUAACAGAUCAGCGCUCUGGCAGCAGAACAGUUGCGUAUUUUAGGAGUCCGUAGUCUGUCGUUUGGGGUUUAAUCUUGCAGUGUUUACUGUAAUCGGUGACGUAAGCCGCUUCCAUGGCAACCAGGUGUGGCACGUACGGCAGGUGCAUUCGGGAUGAACCGGUAGCGGGUUUCCUAUAAUUCAGCGUUUAUUCCAGCACAGUCUUCACGGAGAUAAACGGACGCUCCCGGGAACAUUUCACGACACCAAGUUGUCUCGUUGGCAGUCAUGAACUGGGGCUUUCUGCAGACUGUGCUGAGUGGCGUAAACAAGUACUCCACCGUCAUCGGGAGAGUCUGGUUCUCUGUCCUCUUCGUGUUCCGCAUCCUCGUCUUUGCCGCCGCCGCUGAGCAGGUGUGGAAGGACGAGCAGAAGGAGUUUGUGUGCAACACGCAGCAGCCGGGCUGUGAGAACGUCUGCUUCGACCGAUUCUUCCCCAUCUCGCAGGUACGCCUGUGGGCACUGCAGCUGAUCGCGGUGUCCACGCCGUCCCUGCUGGUGGCGCUGCACGUGGCCUACCGGCAGCACCGUGAGCAGAGACACGGCCGGAAACUUUACGAGGACAGAGGCAGACUCGACGGUGGCCUCAUGUGCACGUACCUCUUCAGCCUGACGCUGAAAACGGCCUUCGAAGUGGGCACGCUGCUGACCUUUUACUUGGUCUACAGCGGGUUCCACGUGCCCAGGCUGCUGCGCUGCAGUGAGGUGCCCUGCCCCAACACCGUGGACUGCUACAUCUCCAAAGCCACAGAGAAGCGAAUCUUCCUCUACAUCAUGGGCUGCACGUCCAUGCUGUGCAUCGCACUCAACGUGGCGGAAAUGGUGUACAUCCUGUCCAAACAGUGCUGGCGGUCUUUCAGUAAGAGGUACGCCCCUGUGCAGCCACAGAGAGAUAUGCCCCCAUGCGGCUGCCGCCCGCCCUCCACGUUUACACUCGCCUGUCCUGGACCAAAACCCACGUCUGCCAGCAAAGACGACGCGGACGCGACUCAGCUCCAGCUGCCGCACAGGGCAAAAGAACUACCCGCCUGAACAGUCCCACGGGGUAAAAUGGAUGUUGACUGUCCGUUUGUCCCCGCUAGUGCUCGACAAACUUCUGUCUAUUAGCAGACUGAUUAGGACCUGUGUUCCCGGAGUGGCCAGUAGUCUUUAACAUCUCAAUAAAGCGACCGGGAUCAGUCCCGGUCAACAUCCCCAUGUGGGACGGUAAUGGUCUUUGGCAGUUUGUCAAAGUUGGUGGGAUUAGUGUGUCAUUCAAGCAGUCAGGGGUGUUGAGUGCUGAAGGGAAUCACGCAUACGUGAUGCCGAGUAGCUUUAUUUAUUUAAACUGGGCCACAGGUGUGGACUACGUCAGUAUGAUACACAGGUGUUUGUGUGUACAGCCUGUUUAAUAUUUGGUGGUGAGUUAUGUGAAUUUAAAUACAUGAACCCUAAAUAGAGUAAUAGACUACAAUUUUUUAUUUGUAAUAUUUUAAUGGUAACAGGUAGCAGAUGUUGAACUCACACACACCCCCACACACCCCCACGUGCUGCAGUAGUAUGGUUCUAUUGUGUCGAGUGUGUUAAUAGUUUUUCCUCUGUAUUUUUAUUUCACUUUACUGCUACUAACAAAAUAUCCAUUACAAAGGAAACAGCUGAUCCAUAAACUGUAGGACCUUCAAGAGGGCAAACCAAACUUAACCUGAAAAACGUAACCGUGUUUAGACGAUGACGUCUGAGAGAGAAACACUGAGCUGAAAAUAAGUGUGUGAGAAAAACAGUUCAUGCCAAGAGGAGAGACUGACAGGGAGGUGCGGUAGAGGUGAGGAGGCACGGUAGCCUGUCCUUUACUCCUUUCUGUUGUUCAAAUACGAAAACAUCUGCGGCAAAAACAAAACACUGAAAUGACAUUUUUAAAA
Electrophorus electricus (electric eel) is the source of this 2251-nucleotide messenger RNA. It is a transcript of the gene gjb7, whose product is annotated as gap junction protein beta 7. Lineage: Eukaryota; Metazoa; Chordata; Actinopteri; Gymnotiformes; Gymnotidae. Gene Ontology annotation, biological process: cell-cell signaling. Gene Ontology annotation, cellular component: connexin complex. Gene Ontology annotation, molecular function: gap junction channel activity. The record is from RefSeq and is a predicted model, not a curated record.